This is a messenger RNA of Zootoca vivipara (common lizard), 3279 nucleotides long. Lineage: Eukaryota; Metazoa; Chordata; Lepidosauria; Squamata; Lacertidae. The record is from RefSeq and is a predicted model, not a curated record.
UAAAGAGCAUGAAAUUCACUCUCGACUCCGAGUAUAUUUCACUGGCGACGAAGGUGGGAUCCUGCUGAGCUGACCGCCACCACGCACUGCACCGCUGCAUCGCACCGUGCAUCCAGGCUUCAGCUCCAGGACCCAAGGAACCCAGAAUGGCAACCGACAGCAGCUUCUCGCCAUUCAAACCAGCAUCAGGAGACUGGGAAGGGUACGCCGCCCGUUUCAACUUCCUCCUGCAAGCGAAAGAAGUCACCAACGAUGCCAUGAAGAGGGCGACAUUCUUCAGCGUCUGUGGAGAGGAGACGUUUGAAAUCGCCCGGGCUCUCCUUGCACCUAGAGAUGUCGCUACCGUCUCUUACAAAACAAUAAUGGAACGGCUGAAGGAGCACUUCUCACCACAGCCCUCGGUGGUAGCUUGCCGAAAUGCCUUCUACGCAAAGCGGCAAGCCCCGGGGGAAACCAUAACUGGGUUUGUGACCUCCCUCCGCCAAGCCGCCCGGUUAUGCAACUUCUCAGAGUUGGAGAACAUGCUUCGUGACCGCCUCGUCGGUGGCCUGAGGGACGAGAUGUUGCAACGACGCCUCUACGCCAAAAAAGACCUCACGUUCCAGAUUGCUCUGGAGGAAGCCCUGGCAACUGAAGCCGCCGAGAGGUCAACGCAAGAGGCACGACCGGCCCCGCCAUCCCAACCGAGGGUCUACCACAAAGACCUCACCGACGAAUCCGAAUCUGACAGGGAGGAAGUACACCGAGUACAGCGGCGCACUCAAGCAGCACACACACCACAGCAGCCUCGACGAGAAGGAGGGAACUGUGCAAGCUGCGGGGAGAACCACGAGAGGAGGACCUGUCGUUUCCGCAACGCAGAGUGCAGGCAGUGCAGAAAAUUGGGACACAUCGCCCGGGUGUGUCAGGCUCGACUCACCCGUCGACAAGCAUCAGAUGACCGACCCAGGAGCCCCAGGUCACACGGCACCAUGCACCAAGGCAACUCGACGGAGAUCACGGACUACCAGGUAUUCCAGUUGCCCCAUCCCAGCACAGAGAAAAUUUAUAUAGAGGUACAGAUAGAGGGAGCCCCAUGCCGCAUGGAGCUGGACACGGGUUCAACUCUAUCCAUAAUCUCGGCCCGAACAUUAAGGGAACUGUGCCCUAAUGGGGGUCCCAAACUAAGGCCGGCCCCAUUCACCCUCCGGGACUUCCAGAAACGUAAGGUCCCUACAAUGGGGGUGGGGACCUUCAGGGUGCAAUAUCGAGGGCGAAAGCAACAAUUGGACUUGCUGGCAGUUAAGGGCCCCUACGUUAGCUUAUUGGGACUGGCAUGGUUUGGACCUCUGGGGCUAGCCGUUACCGGGGUGAACCGCACUAGCUUACAAGUGGACGUGGACGCCAUAUGCAAAGAGUUUCCAGGGGUUUUCGAUGGGGCAUUGGGACGAUAUACAGGACCCCCCAUUGCCCUACAGCUAGACCCCGCUGUACGACCCAUCAGGCACAAGGCCCGCCGGGUCCCGUUCGCCCUGAAACCCCGCAUAGACGAGGAAUUGGACCGGCUCGUGGAGCAAGGAGUGCUGGAGCCGGUGCCCAACGCCCCCUAGGAAACUCCAAUUGUCACACCCGUCAAGCCUAACGGUUCGGUCCGCAUCUGUGCAGACUACAAAUGCACCAUAAACAAGGCUCUCCCGGCCCAUGCAUACCCAGUGCCAGUGGUCAGCCAUGUCCUCGCCACCCUGGCUGGGUCAAAAAUCUUUGGCAAACUGGACUUGGCCCAAGCGUAUCAACAGUUGCCUGUGGACGAAGCCACAGCAGAGGCUCAGACGAUUGUGACGCACAGAGGGGCAUUCAGAGUAAAGCGGCUGCAAUUUGGCGUUAGCGUGGCACCAGGCAUAUUCCAGAAUCUAAUGGACUCUCUCCUUAAAGGGAUUCCUGGCGUCACCCCCUUCUUCGAUGAUGUACUGAUCGCCGGGCCCACACCAGAGGAAUUUGAGGACCGCCUCCGCUCCGUCCUGCACCGUUUCCAGACGGCGGGCCUCAAGGUGAAGCGGGAAAAGUGUUUACUGGGAGUGCCGCAGGUGGACUUUCUGGGAUUUAAGGUGGACGCAGAAGGGGUCCAUCCAACCGGUGACAAGGUACGGGCCAUUUGUGAGGCCCCAGCGCCCAAGAGCAAGCCCGAACUUCAGUCAUUCUUGGGACUAUUGAACUUUUAUCAUGCCUUCCUUCCCCAUAAGGCAGCGGUAGCGGAGCCCCUACACAGACUCCUAGAUAAAAGGGCCCCUUGGGUGUGGGGCCAGCGACAAAGGGCCGCAUUCCAGGCAGUCAAGGACUUGCUCGUCUCGAACUCGGUCUUGGCACACUUCGACGAGAGGCUGCCAGUGGUGCUGGCAUGCGACGCCUCUCCCUAUGGCAUCGGCGCUGUCCUGGGACACCAACUCCCGGAUGGAAGAGAGGUGCCGGUGGCAUACUUCUCCCAGACGCUUGCUGCAGCCGAACGAAACUACUCACAGAUUGACAAGGAGGGUCUGGCAAUCGUGAAGGGCGUAAAAAAAUUCCAUGAUUUCUUGUACGGGCGGCCCUUUACCAUAGUGACUGACCACAAGCCGUUGCUUGGCCUGUUUGCCCCCAAGAAGCAGACCCCCCAAGUGUUGUCUCCACGUGUCCUCAGGUGGUCAAUUUUCCUUGCCGGCUACCAGUAUGCACUAAUCCACCGCCCUGGGAAGGCGAUGGGCCACGCAGACGCCCUCAGCAGGCUACCACUACCAGAAACAGGCCCCGACCCAGCGCCUGCGCAAGAGGUUAUGACCCUGGAGCUGCUUCCCGACCGACCCAUUCAGGCACAAGAAGUUGCGCACCAUUCCACAAAAGAUAGGGUCAUCUCCCGGGUCCUGGACUGGGUGUGGCGAGGAUGGCCCAGCAGCAGCCCCGGGCCAGAAUUCGCUGGCUACACAAACCGCAAACAUGAACUGUCGGCCCACAAAGGGUGCCUGUUAUGGGGAAGCAGGGUUGUUGUUCCCCAGCCCCUCCGCAAAAGGGUCCUCACAGCCCUACACGAGACACACCCAGGGGUAGUGAGGAUGAAGGCCCUUGCCAGGAGUUAUGUGUGGUGGCCGGGGAUUGACAGAGAGAUAGAGGCCUGGGUCCAACACUGCCAGACCUGCCAAGAAUCCCGCCCGGAUCCCCCAAGGGCCCCAGUCCAGCCCUGGGAGUCCGCCCGACAACCAUGGUCACGCUUGCACGUGGACUUCGCUGGCCCCUUCCAGGGAAAAACAUUCUUCAUAGUGAUCGGAAGAG